Messenger RNA from Capronia coronata CBS 617.96, 1164 nucleotides. RefSeq lists its product as uncharacterized. NCBI's taxonomy places the organism in Eukaryota, Fungi, Ascomycota, Eurotiomycetes, Chaetothyriales, Herpotrichiellaceae. The transcript has 3 exons. The record is from RefSeq and is a predicted model, not a curated record. Gene Ontology annotation, molecular function: iron ion binding; monooxygenase activity; heme binding. The coding region runs from base 1 to 1164 and encodes 387 amino acids.
AUGGUCCAGAGGAAAGCCCUGACGCCGGCAUUUUCUAUUACUUCCAUCCGGUCUUUGAUGCCCAUCUUCUGGGCAAAGUCUCUGCACUUGGCCAAGCUCUUAGAGCAAGGAAUCAAGGAAGCAAAUACUGAUAGCAAGUGCUUCGAGGUCUUGGAAUGGCUCAACAGGACGACUCUAGACAUUAUCGGUCGCGCUGGUCUCGGCACCGACAUUGACUCGCUGGAUGACCCGGAAACACCACUCCGGGACGCAUAUCGACGAUGCUUCGACUUUGACUUGCAGGCACGCAUCAUCAAUGGACUGGCGGCAUUUACCUCGCUGGUCCGAUUUCUGCCGGCUCGUGCCAACCGUGACAUCCUCACGGCCCGAAAUAUCAUCCUUAGCAAAGCGGCACAGAUCAUCCAGGAAAAGCAAUCAGAGGCCGACAGAAAACAAGAAACCCGCCAUAAAGACAUUAUUGGACUUAUUGUCAAGGACAACAUGGCUGCGAGCAAGGAAGACACACUCACGGUGGAGACGAUGCGACAACAGGUCAUGACCUUUCUCGGGGCAGGACACGAUACGACCGCGACCUCGGUGGCGUGGACUCUUUUGAUGUUAGCCAAGCAUGCAGACGUGCAGACGAAACUGCGACAGGAGAUUCGGUCCCACUUGCCCUUCCUGUUCAAUGCCGAAGCCCGCGAGAGCGAGGCCAACAUCGAGAAGGCAGACGUAGACCUGCUCCCUUACCUUGAAGACGUCUGCAAGGAGUCAUUGCGCUACAUCCCCUCAGUCCCUAUGACGGUUCGCAAGACUAUCGCCGACGACACUUUGGCGGGCUAUCACAUCCCUGCGGGGACUACUAUCUACCUCAUGGCUAAUGCGAUCAACCAUCUACCAAUGUACUGGGGAGACACUGCCAACAAGUUUGAUCCAUCUCGCUGGCGCAAUUUGCCUCCCACAUACACGACCAACGCAUUCAUGACCUUUUUGCAGGGACCACGUGGCUGUGUCGGCCGCAAGUUUGCCGAGGUUGAGAUGAAGACCAUCCUCUGCUCGCUGCUGAGCAAGUUUUAUUUCGACCAAGAUCUGUCGGUGCAAGAUCCGGAGCAGUUGAAGAUGUGGAGGUUGGUUCUGAGACCAAGAGACGGGGUCAGCUUGAAAAUCUCUCCACUCAAAGCGUAG